Cylicocyclus nassatus is the source of this 1440-nucleotide messenger RNA. The record is from the annotation of a GenBank genome assembly. Lineage: Eukaryota; Metazoa; Nematoda; Chromadorea; Rhabditida; Strongylidae.
AUGAAAAUCAAGUGUGAAAACGAAAUUUUGAAUAGGAGUGAGAGAAAAGACAAGGGCAAGCGUAGUAUGUGGAUGUCGAAGACAGUGCCAGAACAAUGUGCCGAUGCCUGUACAAUGUAUGUCCGAAAAAAUGGACGAUCAACAAGCAGCGGCUCCGACUGCGUCUGGGUCGAAAUCGGAGGAAUCGUUUAUGAGUACGACGAAGUCGAGCAGAAUGAGAUGCGCUCGGCGAAGCCAUGGCAAAAAGAUCCACAUUAUUUCAAGGAAGUGAGAAUCUCUGCUGUGUCUUUACUGAAGAUGGUUAUUCAUGCCAGACGAGGUGGGAACUUGGAAGUAAUGGGACUGAUGCAAGGUCGAGUUGACGGAAACGCUUUCAUCAUAAUGGACACGUUUGCUUUGCCAGUGGAGGGGACGGAAACUAGAGUAAACGCGCAAGCACAAGCAUACGAGUAUAUGUCAGUUUAUACAGAUCUUUGUGAAUCUGAAGGAAAGAAGGAAAAGGUAGUUGGAUGGUAUCACUCGCAUCCUGGUUAUGGGUGUUGGCUAUCUGGAAUAGAUGUUGCUACUCAGGCGCUCAACCAGCAAUAUCAAGAACCUUGGGUAGCUAUUGUAGUUGACCCGCUACGAACUAUGAGUGCAGGGAAGGUUGAUAUUGGAGCGUUUCGAACAUAUCCACAAGGUUAUCAACCACCUCUUGAAGAGGGACCAUCAGAGUACCAAUCUAUCCCACUGAGCAAAAUAGAAGAUUUUGGGGUGCACUGCAAGCAGUACUACUCCUUAGACGUGAACUUCUUCAAAUCUGAACUCGAUUCACACAUCCUAUCAGCCUUAUGGAGCACUUAUUGGUUGAAUACUCUGAGUAGCUCACCGCUUUUGACAAAUGCUGGUUAUAUAAAUAAUCAAAUUGGAGAUCUGAGCAUGAAGUUGAAACAGGUUGAGAAGAGGUGGGCACGGAGCGAACGAAGCAACGAUGUUUUGGAGCAGCUCGACAAGGCCGUAAAAGACUCUCAUACGGUAUGCUGUGAGUUGUCCUGUGGUGUGCUCAUGCAGCACAUCAAACGAGCGAUGUUCAACGGUGAUAGGGGAACUGAUGCAGAAGUCGAUGUCAUAGUAGAUGACGAACAUGUCACCGAGAACAACGCCGAAGACAUUGCUCCACCCGCCUCAUUUGAAGACAUCGACUUACCUGAUGAAGUGGUUUUGGUGGAAGCUGUCAACUGAUAAAGUAUGAUUUUGAACAGUUUCUAUGUCGUUGUGAUUUGAUUUUUUGAGAAGUAUCACGCUUUUCAUAGUUUAUGUGCAAAACAACUAAUUUUGUCUGGUUACGUGGAAGUACCGAAUGUAACCUUGUCUUGUUAAAAAAAUUACGUGUAUGAUUCAGUUAGUGCCGCUUGAUUUUAGGCAUGUGCACUUUUCGAUAAAUAUUGUGAGCUGGCGGAU